GCACGCGCAGUCCCAACAUGUGGUAUCGGAGCCCAGGUUCUUGCGGGCGGGAGUAGCGGACUGUGCAGUAUGAGGCCUUUUGGGAGGUGCCCAAAAACAAAUCCGUGAGGGCUUGGCCCAGAGCGGACAAUAUCAUACUAAUGCGGGGUUGGGGUGAGGGCACGCGCAGUCCCAACAUGUGGGUGAGGGCACGCGCAGUCCCAACAUGUGGUAUCGGAGCCCAGGUUCUUGCGGGCGGGAGUAGCGGACUGUGCAGUGUGGAAAAAUCUCGGUGUGACGGUGUAACUAGGACCAAGACCAAGACCAAGAAAGAGGAUCUGCAGGUGGUGCCUUGUGUCGAAAGUUUUCCCGACGAGAGGAGGUCGGGCGGCGCGUCCCGUGAAGUUAUAGUCACGGCGGUACAGGAUGAUUUGGCGGAUCAAAUGGUGUAGCCUAGCGAAGGAAAGAUCUGCGGUUCGAGCCUUGCGUCGAAAGUCUUCCCGACAGGAAGUCGGGCGGCGUGUCCCGCAAAGAGUGUGCGGCGGUGCAAGAUGUCUUACGCGCUUAAAAUCCCAACAAUUGGUAUCAGAGCCAAGUUACAUUUGGGACGGAGGGAUUUCUAAGCGGUAAGAGAAGAAAGUCGAAGAACUUGAAAAAUGACAUCAGUAAAAAGUUCGAAUGUUUCCGUCGAACCUUUCGAUGGACGUGGCGAUUUUACUCUGUGGCAACAACGAGUAAAAAGUGUUCUUACUCGGGAAGGGACAAUCAAAGCUCUGAAGGUGA
Cuscuta campestris is the source of this 762-nucleotide messenger RNA. The record is from the annotation of a GenBank genome assembly. Lineage: Eukaryota; Viridiplantae; Streptophyta; Magnoliopsida; Solanales; Convolvulaceae.